AUGAGUAAUUCAAUUGAACAACUUGAAUUAAGUGCUGCUAAUGCUGCUGUCAUUGGACAAUUCAAUGAAGCGAUCGAUAUUUACUCAAGAAUUAUUCAAUUGGCUACAAAUAGAUUAAAUGCACAUAAUACUUCUUUAGUAUUUGUAAGACGUGCUGGCUACUAUAUUUUUUCUAAAAGAUUCGAAGGUAAUACAUCUGUACAUUGUCUUGAUAUAUUAUCGACUUUUUCAGAAUCACUAGCUGAUAGUGAAACAACAAUAGGUCUUGAUUCAAAUAAUAUUUUAGCAUAUUUACAGAAAGCGUGA
Molecule: messenger RNA, 306 nt
Organism: Rotaria sp. Silwood2
Lineage: Eukaryota; Metazoa; Rotifera; Eurotatoria; Philodinida; Philodinidae
Source: the annotation of a GenBank genome assembly